Molecule: messenger RNA, 1329 nt
Organism: Theileria annulata
Lineage: Eukaryota; Apicomplexa; Aconoidasida; Piroplasmida; Theileriidae
Product: cysteine proteinase precursor, tacP, putative
Exons: 2
Coding region: 1-1329 (442 amino acids)
Cellular component (GO): lysosome
Molecular function (GO): cysteine-type endopeptidase activity
Source: RefSeq, a predicted model, not a curated record
AUGGUUAGUUCCGUUGUUUCUAACCCUAAUGAACGACUUGUUAAUAACAGGGUCGACAAUGAUUUGGAGUCUGUUGAUGAUAGUUUAUCCUCCCAGACCAAGUCCUAUUCUGGUUUAACUAGGAGGCUUCUUUUGGCCGUUGUUGUCCUUUUCUUUUUAGCUGGAGUCUCCGUUGUUUCUUAUUUUCUCUUUAGUAAAUACAAGAUGUUGAAUAAGUUUAAGAAGGACUUGGAUGACCAUUUGACUAGGGACUUCCCGAACUUGGAAAAGGCUAAGCGUGACACUUGUUUCGAGGAAUUGACUAGGUUGUUUGGCGACGGUUUCUUAUCUGAUGAUCCUAAGCUUGAAUACGAGGUCUACCGUGAAUUUGAAGAGUUUAACUUCAAAUACAAUAGGCGUCACGUCAAUCAACAAGAGCGUCUCAACAGGCUUGUAACUUUCCGUUCCAACUAUCUUGAGGUUCUCGAACAGAAAGGUGAUGAGGCUUAUGUUAAGGGUAUCAACAGAUUCAGUGACCUCACUGAAAAAGAAUUCUAUAGACUAUUCCCAUCCAGAAAAUUUUCUUACUUUAAUUUGCCAUACAACGAUCAUAUAUUAGAUCACGUUUCAAAUACCACUUAUUUAAAAAAUUUGAAAAAGGCCUUAAAUACAAAUGAGGAUGUUGACCCUAAAAAGCUAACUGGAGAAGGCCUUGAUUGGAGGAAGGCCAAUGGAGUUACCAGGGUUAAGGAUCAAGACUUUACACUUUGUUAUUCAUGCUGGGCCUUCUCAACUGUGGCUUCAAUUGAAAGCCUGUAUAGAGUUUACAGGGACGAAACAGUUGACUUGAGUGAACAGGAGUUGGUGGAUUGCGACAAAUUCAGCAAUGGAUGUUACACAGGCUCACCUUUCACCGCCAUGGAAUACGUCUGUUCAAAUGGUUUAUCAUCAUCGAGUGAUGUACCAUAUACAGCUAAAGUAGGAAAAUGCAAUUAUACCAAAAAUAAAAAGAAAUUUGUAAAUACAUACUUUGUGAAUAGCGGACUGGAUAUAUUAAACAAAUCGCUUGUGGUUUCACCCACAAUUGUUCCAAUUAAUUUAUCGCAUGAUUUUGUAAAAUAUAAAAGCGGAGUUUACAACGGAAAGUGUGGUCACUACCCAAAUCACGUAGUCUUGCUGGUGGGGGAAGGAUACGAUAAAAAAACAGGUAUGAGGUACUGGAUAAUUAAGAACUCAUGGGGAGAAGAUUGGGGCGAAAACGGCUUCCUAAGAUUGGCACGUAAUAAGGGUAUGGACAACACCUGUGGAAUAUUGUCAGUGGGAAUAACACCAGUGUUAUACUCAUCUUAG